CCUUCCCGAGCGGCCGCUCGGACCGGCGGGAGCAGGGGCGGGCCCCUUUUGCUCCCGGCUUGCUGAUUGGCUCCAGCGCGCCGGUAGGCCCCGCCCCUCGCCGCUGCGUUCCGGGGAAGGGCGGGUACGAGCCCGCUCCGCGCGCUUCCCUUCGAUUGGCUGGCGUGCGGAGGUGGGCGUGUCCGCCAGCUCUGAUUGGCUGUCGCGCGGGGGUGGGGCGGGGCGCGGUUUCCCGGGAAAGCGGCGGCGGGAGCGGCGCCAUGGGCCCCGCGCGGGGCCGGGCGGGAGCGGCGGGAGCGCGGCGGCGGAGCGCCGGGAGCGCGGCCCCGCCCCAGGGGCCGAGCGGGAAGCGCGCGUCGCCCCGCGGAGGGGCCCCGGCGGCAGCGGCCGCCCGGCACCUCUUCAGCGACCCCGCUGAGGUGCAGGCCCUGCGCCGGAAUCUGCUCGCCUGGUACGACCGAUGCAAGCGGGACCUUCCCUGGAGGGCUCUGGCAGCGACGGAGCCAGACGCCGACAGACGGGGAUAUGCAGUGUGGGUGUCCGAGAUCAUGCUCCAGCAGACACAGGUGGCCACGGUGAUCGACUACUACACGCGCUGGAUGCAGAAGUGGCCGACGCUGCAGGCUCUGGCACAGGCAUCCCUGGAGGAGGUGAACCAGCUCUGGGCUGGCCUUGGCUACUACUCCAGAGGGAAGCGUCUGCAGGAAGGAGCAAGGAAGGUGGUGUCUGAGCUGGCUGGCCGGAUGCCCAGGACGGCUGAGGCCCUGCAGAAGCUGCUGCCGGGCGUGGGCCGGUACACGGCGGGAGCCAUCGCGUCCAUCUCCUACGGGCAGGCUACAGGAGUUGUGGAUGGGAAUGUGACCCGGGUCCUGUGCCGCCUGCGAUGCGUCGGUGCCGACUCCAGCAGCCCGGCUGUCAUCGACUGGCUCUGGGACAUGGCCAAUGUCCUGGUGGACAGGAGUCGCCCAGGGGAUUUUAACCAAGCCUUGAUGGAGCUGGGAGCAACUGUGUGUGUGCCCAAAUCCCCACUGUGCGGGGAGUGCCCGGUGAAGCAGCACUGCCAAGCAUGGCGCAGAGUGGAGAAGGAGCUGCCCUUCGCCUCUCAGAAGCUGCUUGGAAAAGCCCCCCCAGUGCCUGAUGUUGAGGACUGUGUUGGGGACUGUCCCCUGUGCCCCCCAGCCACGGAGCCGUGGGACAGCAGCCUGGGGGUGACCAACUUUCCCCGGAAAGCAGCGAAGAAGCCGCCGCGGGCGAUGCGGACGGCCACGUGUGUGCUGCAGCGGAGGGGCUGCCACAGGGCCCCAGAAUACCUCAUUGUGCAGAGACCCAGCUCGGGUCUCCUGGCUGGACUCUGGGAGUUCCCAAGUCUCCCGCUGGCUCAAGAUCUGCAGGAGGAGAAGGAGAGGGAGGAGCUGGCUGAUCACCUCCAGGCCUGGAUAGGGCAGCCCGUGGCAGCAGCAGGCCUGCAGUUUAUUGGAGAGGUCAUCCACAUCUUCUCCCACAUCCACCAGACGUACGUGGUCUACUCCCUGCACCUAGAUGGGGAUGUGACCCUGGACCCUGCCUUGUCCCCGUCCCGCUGGGUGACAGAGGAUGAGUUCCAUGCCUCUGCUGUGUCCACAGCCAUGAAGAAGGUGCUGAAAGCUCACGAGAAGCAGCGCAGGAAGGAGAGCAGCCCUGUCAAGGUGAGCAGUGCUCCAGGGUGCCUGGGGCCCAGUGCUGUGGGACAGCCUCUGGUGUGCUGUGCUGAAGGUGCCCUGGAGCUUGGGAUCAGGCCAAGGAGCAUCCCUAGCCUGUGGCAGGGGAACUUGCCUGACUGGAUGUCCCCAGUUCCCAGGGGCAUCCCUGGAAUCUGUGGGGGGUCUGGUUGAGCCCUGCUGUGUCUCCUGCAGGGCUCCAAGCGGAAGCGGGGGGCAAAGGCACAGGGAGCAGGCAGCCCCUGCCCUGGGACACAGCUCUCCAUCCACGCCUUUCUCCGGGCCCCGACGGGCCCGUGAGGCACUGACCUUCCUCAUGUGAGACACCAGAGCCCCUCGCUGGGCUCAGUCCUGCCCGGGGCCUGGCAGUGCUGUCCCUGUGCUGUAGCAAGCCCAGGACAUGGCACUACAAUGGUCUCUCACUCUUCCUUUCCCCUGCCUCCCCUGUGGUUGUGCCUGGAUGUGGCCACUGGUCCUGAUGUAAUUCUGGAGCCAGACUUGCCCUCCCUCCUUGGCUGGAGCCCUCCUGGGGCUACUCAGCCCCAUACUUUGGCACUGGGGACUCAGGGCAGCAGGGGUUUCUCUGCAGCAGUGGGAGCCACAUGGCUCCUGCAGCCCUGUCCCCUGCCUGCAUCUCAUGCCCCAGCCAGUGACUGGGGAUGCUGCUGUACCCUCCCUUGUUUUUACUGGACCUGAAAAUAAAUCUUAAGUUUGUGGGGUUUUUUAA
Molecule: messenger RNA, 2424 nt
Organism: Passer domesticus (house sparrow)
Lineage: Eukaryota; Metazoa; Chordata; Aves; Passeriformes; Passeridae
Gene: MUTYH
Product: mutY DNA glycosylase
Exons: 14
Coding region: 261-1871 (536 amino acids)
Biological process (GO): base-excision repair; mismatch repair
Cellular component (GO): nucleus
Molecular function (GO): oxidized purine DNA binding; purine-specific mismatch base pair DNA N-glycosylase activity; 4 iron, 4 sulfur cluster binding
Source: RefSeq, a predicted model, not a curated record